AUGUCCUGGCGACCUAUCACACUUCCAGCGAUGAAGGCGCGGCCGGCAGCCCGCAGGAAGCCACGGGGCUGCGGUGGUAGUGCCAUCGAUCGCUGUUUAGUUCAGCUCAAGCGAAUGGUCCCCACCGUCCGUGGGCAUGCUAGAAUCAAGAAGCUGGAGCUGCUGCAACACGUAAUCGAUUAUAUACAGGACUUGGAAUUAACACUUGCCGAAGAUCACCUUAGAAUGUCCUCCGUGUCCAACUCCUCUCCCUCGACUCAGCGGAAUGUGCUGGCCUCGCAAUCGAUCGCGACAGCGCCGUCUCCCCCUGUGCAUGCUGAACGCCUUUGGCCCGACGCUUCCAUUGUGGGAUUCAUUCAUGCACGUGACAUUGCUGGCUUGUGGACCGAACCUAGCAGUCGUUUGCCACUCCAAUUGAGGAGGCAUUAUGCUCAUCAGCAUGAUGCUUAA
Echinococcus granulosus is the source of this 450-nucleotide messenger RNA. RefSeq names its product DNA-binding protein inhibitor ID-4. The coding region runs from base 1 to 450 and encodes 149 amino acids. The transcript is spliced from 2 exons. Gene Ontology annotation, cellular component: cytoplasm; nucleus. Lineage: Eukaryota; Metazoa; Platyhelminthes; Cestoda; Cyclophyllidea; Taeniidae. Gene Ontology annotation, biological process: circadian regulation of gene expression; negative regulation of transcription by RNA polymerase II; cell differentiation. The record is from RefSeq and is a predicted model, not a curated record. Gene Ontology annotation, molecular function: protein dimerization activity; transcription regulator activity.